UUUUCCCCAUGUUGGCUCGAGCCAUGGAUCCUGUGGAGGAGGCAGUGCUAGUGAGUAAGACCCCUCCCGUCCCGGACACACCUAGGGUACAUGCAAAAUGCCACAACCGUCCACAUACCAGUCCACAUGUCCUAUCAUCAGGAGCAUCGAAUCCGUCUACCUCCGGCCUUCAGACGCAGGACAGCAUGAAAAAACAUGACGAAGAAGUCAACACAGGAAGAGAUAAGGACAAUAAGGAGGGAUGUGUGUCCGACUGGCUGUCAGGCGGACCCCUCGGCUCCAAAGGUGUGGUACUCGUGUUCCGAUCAUGUGUCCUGGCCUCCCGAACUCCCUCCAUGGAAUCCACCACCAAAUCCAUAGGACAAAACACAGGCACCGCUAUCUUAUUAAACAAAGCCAAAAACAUGGCGAGACGACUAGUCCCCGAGCCCCAUCCGUUCAAACCCAACAACAUCAUGCACGACGUCAUGGAGACGUUCGGCAAUAGUAAUAAAUUCGUCGGGCAGGCUUACGUAGUCCGACAUGUCAGUGAGUCAGAAGUGCCAGAGACAAUAUUAAUAGAAGAGCAGGGACACGAAAGCAGGGACCCGAUGGAACAUAAGAGGGAUAUAGAGGACGUGUUGAACGACCUGAGUAAGAUCACACUGAAGAAACAUCUGAACAUCGAGAACACAACAGCGAACAUCAAACCACCCGAAGAUCCCCCACCUCCCGCCGUCGAAGAGAAAAAAAACAAGAAGAACAAAGGAAAAAACAAGAGAAAAACAAAUAUAAAUAAGAAAAUUUCCGUAACAAAUCUUCAGACUGGCAGUCCAAUGGAUAGCGACGACUCUGAACAACUAGUCAAAGAGGUUGACAGCGUCAAGGUCCUCGAGAGCAACUGCAUGCCCGCCCGACUGCUCAAAAUCACUUACAAACUAGUCAACACUGAAACCAAAUUGCUCCACCGAUUACUGCAAGCCCAUGGUCUAGUAGAGGCCGUGCCCGACGCCAGAGAUUUCAACAUCUUGUGGUCCGGUUUACACCCUAAACCAGAUGUACUAAGAUCUCUAUCGCCUUAUCAACGGGUCAACCAUUUUCCGAGAUCAUACGAGCUCACACGCAAAGACAAGCUAUUCAAGAACAUAGAGAAAAUGCAAUACUUCCGCGGCCUGAAGCACUUUGACUUCAUACCCACUACGUUUCUGAUGCCUGGAGAAUUUAAAGAAUUAUGCACGGCGCAUUAUAGGACCAAAGGACCGUGGAUAGUGAAACCUGCUGCUUCUAGUAGAGGACGGGGGAUUUAUAUAGUUAAUACUCCUGAACAAAUCCCAAAAGGCGAAAACGUAGUGGUCGCCAAAUACAUAGACAAACCACUUUUAAUCGGCGGACACAAAUGCGACCUGCGCCUGUACGUGUGCGUGACGUCCAUAGACCCACUACUUAUAUACUUGUAUGAGGAAGGAUUGGUGCGAUUCGCGACUGUGAAGUAUGAUAAGACGAACAAGAACCUUUGGAACCCGUGCAUGCAUUUAUGCAAUUAUAGCAUUAAUAAAUAUCAUACGGAUUAUAUUAAAUGCGACGACCCAAACGCUGGCAACAUCGGCCACAAAUGGACGUUAUCCGCACUACUGCGCCAUCUACGAAAGCAGGGUCGCAACACAACCGCCCUUAUGGCUUCCAUUGAAGAUUUGGUAGUCAAGUCCGUUCUGUCUUCGGCACAGACCAUCACGGCCGCUGCGAGGGUGUUCGUGCCGAACUUCUUCAACUGUUUCGAGUUGUUCGGAUACGACAUCCUCGUCGACGAUAUGCUGAAGCCGUGGCUUCUUGAGAUCAACUUAUCACCCAGCUUAGCGUGUGAGAGUCCUCUAGACGCGCGCGUCAAAUCAGCUCUCCUAGCUGACACGCUCACUCUAGUAGGGCUCCCGGCCGUGUCCAUGGGGAAAACGGAGGCUGCGCCACAGAACUCGCUCAAGAUGAGGAUCGGAGCGUGUCGGCGCGUUCAUUCCGCCGAGAACGUAUGCGCGGGUCGGACGAACAACAAAUCCAGCGGACAAACCGAACCGGCGGCCUUGACCAGCGAAGAAUUACGUCUAGUGCGAGCAGUGAGGGCGCAGUACGCCAGGCGGGGGGGCUUCGUGCGCAUCUUCCCCAGCCAGAACAGCUGGCAAAAGUACGCGCAGUAUCUCGACCCAGUAUCCGGCAUCCCAGUGUGCUCCACGUCCCUCAACAACAACGUGCCGUACAACGUGGUGCCGCACAACUACAACCUGCUGGUGCACGCGCACGUGCUGCCGCACUUCGCGCACGCCACCGCCGCCACCAGCACCAGCCUCGCGCCGCAGCCCAUGCCCACUCCGAACAGAUUAAAACGCUACGAGACGGUAACCAUAACCAGUACAGCGCCGGCCAUCAACUUGUCCGAGCACACGCCCGCACCCGCUCCCAACGACUCGCGACACGCCAAGACGCUCGUCAAGAAACAGCUCGCCGACGGGAUGAGGCUCACGAUGGGAGAGGUCCGUCGCGCCUUCGGGCUGUACCUGACGCACAUCCUCAAGCGCAUCUCGUGCGCGUCCAGCGAGCUCGGCGCGGCGCACGCGGCGCUCGUGCUGCGCUUCCUCAAGCGCGCCUCCAACACGCUCCGGAUGCCUUACAAUGGCCCCUCAGUGAAGAUGUGCGACAAGGAUCGCUGCGCUGUCGUCGCCAAGCAGCUGAACGAUUUCCUCUACAUGUACUAUCGGGAGACAGACCUAUAUACUGAUAGUGAAGACAGGGAGAACUGUGUGUCUAACAUUAACUUUGCACAGUUCCUCUAUUCUGCCAGCGAAGCGGACUUAGAAGACGUGCUUCUCCUCCAACUGAAGAUGGAGCACUACGUGACCCUGUUCCUGGGUGACACCCGCGCGCCGUACUGCGUGGACCUCCCCCCCUCCAAGCUCGGCGCCCCCCCCACCGGCCGCCACACGCUGCUCAAGUACCUCGCGUGUCUCGCGCCCAUCAACACUAGGAGAUACAGACCACCCUCAGACUCCUCCAGCAAAACCGAGGCCGAAGACUCCAUGAACUCCUCGCUGCCUUCCUUCACCGACUCCGACGUGGUCAUCAAGGAGUCCAUGAAGCAGGAAAAACCGCUGCCCCAAGCCUUGAAGUACGCGCGGUCGUAGCACACGACCUUGAGGAACUUCACGCUACCACGCAUUAAAUCUUAAGGUUAGAACCUAUCACGCUACAACGCAUCAAUUCGUGAGGAGAUACCUACUGUGAUAUCUGUGGUCGAAGACUCCAUGAACUCACUGCCUUCCUUUACGGACACAGACGUGAUCAUCAAAGAUACCAUGAAACAGAAGCCGCUGCCUCUAGCCUUGAAGUAUGCGGUCACAGCACAGGACCUUGAGGAACUUCACGCUACCACGCAUUAAAUCUUAAGGGGAGAACCUAUCACGCUACAAUGCAUCAAGUCGCGAAGAGAUACCUACUGUGAUAUCUGUGGUCGAAGACUCCAUGAACUCACUGCUUUCCUUCAUGGACUCCGACGUAGUCAUUAAAGAAUUCAUUAAACCUUGAAGUACGCGGUCAUAGCACAGGACUUUGAAGAACCUUACGCUACCCCGCAUGAAAUUUUAAGGUUAGAUUACCUAUCACGCUACCACGCUAUUAAGUGAGGUAAGACUACCUACUGUGAUAUGUGUGUUUUGGCGUGACUACUUACGACGAUGGUAGACGUUUUUGGCGUUCAAAGGGAAAUAAUCACUUGUAUAACUAAUUCUAAGAUAUAGACCAAAACCAUUUUAAGGAGGGGAGGAGAAGAGGGGAUAGGUUGUCAAGUCUAAUUAAUAAAGUAUUAUUAUAAACUGAAAUAAAUGUCAUACUAAGAAAAAAUGACCAAGGCCUCCAGCCAACCAUACUGUUCUACCUUAGGGAUGGCCAGGGGGCGCCUUAGCCUUCAGUAACAAGUGCAUAUACUUGGAAAAUUUCGACCUAUGCCGCUGUCGCCCAGUGGCCGAAUGGCACAGGCACCUGCCGCUAUAGCAGAGGACGCUGUUUCGAUUCCAGCCUGGGGCACUGGAGGCCUUGGUCAUUUUUUCUUAGUAUAUGACAUUUAUUUCAGUUUAUAAUUUAUACAGUAGUGUUUCUAUUUAAAAUAAAAACAAAUUAAAGUAUUUUCUGUAAAUAAUUUAAUUUGUUCUAAUACUUCUAACAGUAAAGUAUUAUUAAUUAGACAACAUGUAUUAAUGUCCCAAAAAACUAGAUUGAGACCUGAAUAGUCCGGUGAAUAGCAAACGUCUUCUUGCAUUCACAUUUGUCACGAUUUUAGUGUUGUAGUAUUUUAUUCGUAUUACUUAAAAGGUGAGUUUAAAGAGUAUCAAUAAUUAUUAUAUUGCAAGAGGCCUUGUGGCAAUGACAUGCUAUGUUAAUGUCGGGUGCAAAUUCUAUAACCUCAUAUAAAGUUAUUUAAUUUUUAAUUUGAACUUUAUUCUAUAAGUAAAUUGGAACGAAUUUCGUUUGUUUUACAACGCAGUGAAACAAAAGAAAUGCUACUCUAUUUGUUUCAUCAAAAGGUUCAAAUUAGAUUGCAAUUAAUAUGUACAUUUUAAUGUACAUUUAGACUCGCGAGGAUAAAUAAAUAAAUUUCAUGUCUGUGUUCCAUUCGAAUACAUUUGUUGCAAAGUAACUUUAAAAACACUUAAGUUCAAUAAUAAAAUAGAGUAAUUGAAUUCUAAAUAUUUUCUCGAAAAUUUGACUUAAAAAUAUUGUGUGGUAUUUUUUCGGAAUCUUAGCUAUGCUUACCUCGCUUUUAAAUGGAUGUGAAAACAAUUAUUUACUAUAAGGAUAUAUUUAGUUGAUAAUAAUGAUAAUACCACGUGAUAAUAAAGGUUUAAUAUAAAAUUAGGCCGCUAGAUUUUGGCAGUGUUAGUACUUACGGGACGUUGCAAAAACUGUGGGUAUUCUGAUGGAUAAAAGGUUGAAGGCAGAGGCUAUUAUUAAAGCGGUUUUCACAUUCGAUGACAUGCUGCUCCGGUGUGCGAGCGGGACAUAGCAUACUUGCAUCGCGCUCACUCGCCGGAGCGUCGUCAUGAAUGUGAUUACCGCGUAAAGCCAAAUAUCAUGAGAUAAAUAUCAUAGACAUAGCCAAAUCUCAUAGAGAAAAAGUUUUGGGUACAACCGGGCCACGAAAAUGUUCUUGUUGAAGUUAAACCGCACACAUUAAAUAGUACUUUGUAUAGGAGUUUUAAUAAGAAAAUCAGCUUAGUUAAUUUGGAUGUAAAAACCUGAAACCUCAAUGUAACGUACUGAAAAGACUAUGAAACCGCACUUAAACUGAAAAUUGUGUCAUUUUCAACCAAAAGGGUACUUAUUGUCGCUUGUCAGUAAGGCGCUAUUUCAAUUAGAAAUCAACCUUAUCGACAAGCGACAAUGUGGUACCUUUUGGUUGAAAACGUCACAAUUUGUAUGAAUAACUCUUAAAUUCAAAAUUUAAAAAUCUCCGACACAAUUAUAACUCCGCCAUCUCUUCGUCUUUCGCGCGUUGUCCCUUUUCGCCACGGCGCAUGGGAGCCUGCAUGGGCUACGAUUUGGCAACUAAUCCCAAGAAUUGGAGUGGGCACUAGUGUUUACAAAAGCGGCUGCUAUCUGACCUUCCAACCCAGAGGGGAAACUAGGCCUUAUUGGGAUUAGUCCGGUUUUCUCACGAAAGCGAAUGGUAAAUAUCAAAUGAUAUAUCGUACAUAAGUUACAAAAACAUUGGUACGAUCCGGGGUUUGAACCCGCAACCUCCGGAUUGAAAACGAUCGUACGUGUAUCACACGUCAUAAAAAAAAAUCGCACUCAAUUCGGUUUGUCCGUUUGGGAGAUACCAUGCCACAUAUAGAUACUUGUGUCGGGAGUUAUAAAGGCAGGUAAAUGUAUAAGAAUCCCAAGAAUACCAGAUGUGAAGUUGGUUGAAAUUUAUCUACUUUGUCAUAUCAGAUAGAGUAGGUAGAUUCAGUUUUGUAUCUGUUCAAAUAUUCGAAUUUUCUAGAUUAUCUCCAAUAAAUAUAUUAGCUUUGCAUCUUAUCCUGAAAUAAACUUAUAUGUAAUAAUAGGUAGUUAAAUUAUAUUUUUAAAUAAUAUAUAAAUGUUAAUUGGGAUUAGUGGAUCCUUUCACCCCACUUGGUCCUUUAUCAUUCUGAUAAUAAGCUAAGAUAUUUCAUUAAACAUGCAUUAUGUUACCUUUCUGUAAUUUACCAAAGAAAAUCGAAAUACCCAAAAUAGUACACUCCACUAGAAGUAGCAUUAACAAUCAUAAGCCUCAUAAGGUGCUAAAACGAUCAUAGGUACGACUCCAUUUUGUUGGCCAACACCAAAGUAUUAUAAUAAACCUGGAUUUCUUUAAGUAUCAAUUGGGGUUGACCGGGUGAAGUAUUUUACAGAUGGCGCCAGCAUAGCUUGCCCUGUCAAUCCCCAGAAUUGUGUCAAAUUAUUUUUUUAUGCCCUGGAUGCCAGCCCUUUAAGCCAAAUCUCAUAGAACAAAACUAGAGACAGGGGAAAGCUGUGAUGGCGCCAUCUAUGCAAACAUUUGACUGUUGCCAACCCCAUUGUAGCGAAACUGUCAUGAAAUUAGUUAUGAAACCAUAGACAUAGUAUAGUAGUUAUAGACAUGAAACCGAGCGACCAGGGGUAAGAGAAAGACAUUCAUGUAUUGACAGGUUAAUGGUUAAUGUAUGGCAGCAUAAUCCUUUUUCUCUUUCACUCUUAUACAUUUCGGUAUUUCCCCACCGCCUCCUACCUAUGCUGCCAUAACCCGACCAUGAAAAAAAAACCCGGUCGGUGAUAAGGACAGAGCAUGGCACUAUUUUCUCUUUCCUCUUAUAGAAAUCGCAAUGCAUGAAACUAACGAAUUGUAACAAAAUUUAUACAUUUUCGCAAAGAAGCUGAUGCAGAUGUCGGAUAUAUUGGCAAAAUUAAGGCGCUCAUAAAUAUCAGAACACGAGAUGUGUUCUGGUAUAUUCUAUUGUCAAUGUCAAAGCAUAAAACUGUUUAUUACAAGAUUGAGCCCCUUGUGUAUAAAUAUAUAUAUUUUAUGACAUUCUGUAUUUCACCAAAAAUACUUUUAUGUAAUGUAUUCUGUAGGAUAGAAGAUAUAGCUUCCCGUAGCUUCGAUCAAUAAAACGAAUGUUUAGAGUGCUAGGGAAGUAGGGACAUAUAUGGACUGAGAUAUAACGAGCUAAUAACAAAGGUUGUUUCACGAACUAUGUAUUAAGCCGUUUGGCUUUUUGUUAUUAUUGAGUGAAUCAACUUUUUUUGUCUCCUGCGUCACUAUUUAAACCUAUAGAUUUAAAAGAUUUUUAUUCACAUACCAAAUAAAAAUUUUUGUGUUAAUUUUAGUCUGUUCUAUCACGAACUGUCAUAAUGUGUUUGAUAGACGUAUGUUACUAUUGUCUCCUGGGUAACGGGACAGAAUAGCAUCAAUAAAUGGUUGAUCACUCAAUUAGCCAAAAGUUAUUAAUAAUACAGUCGAUAACCCCUUGCAAAUACUAUUUGGAUGAAUAUUAUUCAUUGUUAUUUAUACUCUAAUGGCAUGCUCGCUUCUAAAGCAAACUUAAUUAUAUUAGAUUUUCUGUUAAGUAUUUUUUUUGUAUUAAUAUUGCAUGUUAGCAGUAAGCAAUAGCCUACCGACCAAAAAGAAUUAAAUCCGUAUUAAUUUUCAGUCAGUAUUAAAUAGAUACCAGUAUUUAUUCUUGAAUUCAUUUAAAUAUUUACAGACAGAUGUUUGUAUUCUUUAAACGCAUUGAUUUUAUUAUUACAAAUAAUAAAUUACUUAUAUUUUUAUUAUGUUUGUUAAUGUUUAGCCGCGCUCAUUGCAAUUCUUAUGUACUCAAGUAGCUGACGCAAUAUAUUAGUGUUCAUUAGCAUAGGUACGAAGAUUUAGCUUAAUGUUAGUGAUGCGAAAACCGAUGCUAGUCCGGAUAGGUCACACCUAGGCUAAAGGCGCCAAAGUUUAAUUAUGUCACAUCCCUGCUUGUCUUGUCACAGUACUAGUAUUGCAAGCAGUAACUAGACUUCCACCCUUUGACCGCCACAGUCGGUCAUAGCUGGCAAAGAACAGUAUAAAUUUAACCUUGAUACAUUGUUUAUAAAGUUUACUAUUACGUGUUUGUAUAUGUUUGCCAUCUUCGUGGUAUUUAAAAAAAAUGCUUGGAAUACUUUUACUGACAAUCAAAAUUAGAGUAUGAAGAUUCAUUAUAUUUUAUUUACAGUAAAGCUUAAUUCUACUUACAGCUAAUUGAUAUGUUUUAAUUAAAAAUUAUAAUAGUCAUAAUUAAUUUAACAAGUAAAAUUAUACUUAACUAAUUGUAAGCAUAUAACAAAGUUGUAUUUACUGUAAACAAGUAUUUUUAGAAAUUUCCAUUGAUUGUACAUUUUACCGAUUCAUUAAUCUGCGGAAUUCAAUUAUUUUACAUGAGAAAAGAGAAUACCAAUAUAAUGGAAAUAAUUUAUAUAAAUUGUAUAAUCUUCACCUAUACCCCGUUUUUUUAGCAUUAAAAAAAUGGUAAACAAUUCGGUUUCAUAAGUAAUAGUUACUUUUUUUUUACAUUUAUGGCCUGGAUGCGAGUCCUUUAAGCCAAAGAGUUACUAUUUUUUUAAAGCGUUUUUCAAUAACAAGAAGUUAAGAUUGUUUACCAUUUGUCUAAUGCUAAGAAAACAGGUUUAAAUGUCUUAAAAUUCCGUAUUAAUGCUUGUUUUAUAAUAGAGUUAUAUUGUUGCAAGAGUUGAAAAUCAGUGGUGUUCAUCAACCAGUUUCAAAUGUAUGACUUGAAUCAGUCUGUGCAUAAAUACUUUAAAAAAAAAACUAAUAAAUACUUCUUGCAAUGUUUGCCGAGCUUUCCUCAAAUUACAAAUGAUAUAAAUAUUAAAUUAACCUAAACUGCUUUUAAUAAAAUUUAAUAUUUCAAUAAUUUGUUGGCUUGAAUUUUUUUUAUUGAAUAUUCUAAUAAUUUGUAUACUCAAUGUCCAAGAAACAUUUUAUAAAACAUGUUUUCCAGUAUUUGAUCGCCAUUAUUAUUUUAUUUGAACGUAUAUUUUAAUGUUAAUAAAUUGAAUUAUUUUUUUGUCUUGAAAUAUUGGCUGAGCUUUGUAUUGAUUCUUACUCCUUUUACGUGCCAUAUGCAUGAAACACUUUAAUUUAAUUUGUUACCGCAAUGUAAAUAUUACAAUAUUUUUUAGUGAAGCUUUGCUCCGGCGAGUACAAACAAAGUGAUGAAUUUAGUAUCCACCAGAAAUUUUAUCUCAUAAUGUGAAAUGUAUUUUGAGCUAAUAAAUUAAACAUUUCA
Molecule: messenger RNA, 9293 nt
Organism: Cydia strobilella
Lineage: Eukaryota; Metazoa; Arthropoda; Insecta; Lepidoptera; Tortricidae
Gene: TTLL5
Product: tubulin polyglutamylase TTLL5
Exons: 20
Coding region: 9-3146 (1045 amino acids)
Biological process (GO): protein polyglutamylation; microtubule cytoskeleton organization
Cellular component (GO): cilium
Molecular function (GO): tubulin binding; tubulin-glutamic acid ligase activity
Source: RefSeq, a predicted model, not a curated record